GAUAAGGCAAUGGAAGUGACGAGGAAAAAGCGGUGGGAGUAAAGCUGUUUACGUGGUCCGAUACAGCUCUCAGCUUGCCACCACCAGUCUUCUCUUGACCUUCCUGUAAUGAAAAAUCUUCUAUCUUCCAUCUUCUUCUUCUUCUUCUUCUUCUUCUUCUUCUUCUUCUUAGUUUCUCUCAGUUUAUGGUAAUGAACAUGGCCACAGAACCGGCGUUUGUAAGAAAACCUGGUGGUACCGCAACAAGCUUGCUGAGCUCAAAAUGCAAAGGCCACAAAACGAGGAUUUCUUCACAUUCUACUGUUAGAGCUUCUUAUUCCCAGGAUGAAGACAAGAACAAGGUCUACAAACAACUGGGACUAUUUGCAUUGAAAAGGAAGAUUGAAGAUGCAGUUCUCCGCGCCGAAUUGCUGGCGCCGGUGGCGCUCGAAGUUGAAGAGGCGAGACGGAAUAAACAGGAAGAAAUGAUACGGGCCUACGACCUCUGGGAUGAUCCAGCUAAAUCUAAUGAAAUUCUUGCCAAGUUAGCUGAUAGUGCCAAAGUAGUUGAUGCCCUAAAGGAUUUGACAUAUAAGGUUGAAGAGGCAAAGCUAAUAACCCAGUUGGCCGAGAUGGACGCUAUCAACUACGGGCUUUUUAAGCAAGCAUAUAAUGCAUCUCUAGACGUGAGCAAGGCUUUGGAUCAGUAUGAGAUGUCCAAGCUUCUUAAGGGGCCUUGUGACAUUGAAGGGGCAUGUGUAGUUAUUAAAGCUAGAUCUGAAGGCUACUCUGAGAUAUGGGCAAGUCAACUCUUAAGAAUGUAUACCAAAUGGGCGAAAAGGCAAGGGUAUAAAGGGAGAGUGGUUGAGAAGCGUUCUUCCAUGAAUGGCGGCAUUAAGUUGGCAACUAUUGAGUUUGAAUUUAAGUUUGCUUAUGGCUAUCUUUCAGGAGAAAGGGGUGUUCACCACAUGAUUAGAGGUUGUCAGGAUGGAUCUGCUCUGCAUGAGAGUGCCUCGGCAGUUGUGGAUGUUGUCCCGGUGUUCGUUGAAAAUGCAUUGGACCUUCAUAUCAACGAUGAGGAUUUGAUUAUCAAAUCGCCCUCGAUGCCUGAAGAAGAGCAAAGUGAUACUGGACCUUCAGUUUGCAUUGAGCAUAUUCCUACUGGCAUAAGUGUUCAAUCAGCAGGGGAGAGGAGACAAUUCGCAAAUCGGAUCAAAGCCCUUAAUAGACUGAAGGCCAAGCUUCUUGUGAUUGCACAAGAACAAGGAGUUUCGAGUGUAAGCGACAUAAAAAAUGAGGCCAUUAUUGAUUUGUGGCGAAAAGACACUAGGAAGUACAUGUCUAAUCCCCACAAGCUGGUAGAGGAUGUAAAAACUGGUAUUCAGCUUCCUGGUCUGAAUUCUGUGUUGGAUGGAAAUCUUGAACCCCUUAUUGCAGCUCAUAUUAGUACAAGACAAUCAAGUGAUAAGAUUUAGCCACAUAUUACUUGCCCUUGUGCUUGCAUGGAAAUGCAAAAUUUUGUUGAAAUCCAAGAGGAAAUUAACAUCUUUGAUUUGCCAA
This is a messenger RNA of Morus notabilis, 1539 nucleotides long. RefSeq names its product peptide chain release factor PrfB3, chloroplastic. The record is from RefSeq and is a predicted model, not a curated record. Gene Ontology annotation, biological process: translational termination. The transcript has 6 exons. Bases 186 to 1454 code for a protein of 422 amino acids. Gene Ontology annotation, molecular function: translation release factor activity. NCBI's taxonomy places the organism in Eukaryota, Viridiplantae, Streptophyta, Magnoliopsida, Rosales, Moraceae.